ACGGUAUAUGGAAUUGAUUACACCUGCAAGUGCCGUUCUGUUCGUAUUACCAAGACAUUACAAAGCUAACGUUUAUAUUUAUGAUGUCUGACCAAGAAGACCUUAUUUCAGUGGAUUAUGAAAUAUUGGGCAGAGUUCAGGGUGUGUUUUUCCGAAAAUACACCCAGGCAGAGGGCAAGAGGCUGGGUUUGGUCGGCUGGGUGCAGAACACAGAGAUCGGGACGGUGCAGGGGCAGCUCCAAGGCUCUCGCUCAAAGGUCCAACAGAUGCAGGAGUGGCUGAAGACCACAGGCAGCCCCAAGUCUAAAAUCAGCAAGGCUGAGUUUAAAAAUGAAAAGACAAUCCAGAGCCUAGAUUACACCACUUUUAAAGUUAUUCGCUCUUGAAAAAUGGCUAUAGGCUUUCUCUUUGCUUAUAUACACCAUAUUUAAUGACUCUAGCAUUAACAUGUGAGACAUGUUGUGUAGUAAUUAUGCACUGUCAAAGUAAAUGUUUACACUAGGAUUUAGGCAGACUUGAUGUUAAAGUUAGACUCUUAGAGUGGCAGCUGUACGGUAUUUUGUUUUUAAAAGAAAAAAAAAAAAAAA
Scleropages formosus (Asian bonytongue) is the source of this 587-nucleotide messenger RNA. It is a transcript of the gene acyp1, whose product is annotated as acylphosphatase 1, erythrocyte (common) type. Gene Ontology annotation, molecular function: acylphosphatase activity. The transcript is spliced from 3 exons. Bases 81 to 386 code for a protein of 101 amino acids. NCBI's taxonomy places the organism in Eukaryota, Metazoa, Chordata, Actinopteri, Osteoglossiformes, Osteoglossidae. The record is from RefSeq and is a predicted model, not a curated record.